Molecule: messenger RNA, 3980 nt
Organism: Chelonia mydas (Green sea turtle)
Lineage: Eukaryota; Metazoa; Chordata; Testudines; Cheloniidae
Product: killer cell lectin-like receptor subfamily G member 1
Exons: 5
Coding region: 3083-3643 (186 amino acids)
Source: RefSeq, a predicted model, not a curated record
UGCUUCUGGGGCUUUUAAUAUUAGAGAAGAACAUUAAUGUAUGCACAAUGUAUUUGUGUUUUCUUAUUCAAGAAAUGAGAGUGCUUACCAUGAAAAAUAUUAUAUAGCGGUAUAACUUUGAUUUUAUUUUUCUGUGUUUAUAAGUUAGGACAAGUGGUAUGGAUGGUAUAUUUGAAGAUUUACUUGUGAGACAGUCCAGAUGAUGUGUAGUUUUCUGUUUAUAGUUCUAUGCUCUACUCCUCCUUGGGGUAACAUGCAUUAGCUAUAGAGAUGUCUGAUCUAAAUUCCUGGGUCUCAAAAACUUUGAACUUUAGGGAAAUCAUAUGGCCCCAUCUCCAGUUAUUUUACCUUUAAAGGCAAAAUCUACUAGUUCAGCAUCUCACAAAGAAAUUGGUAGAUUCAGUAUAUAGGGAUAACAGGAAACAUUUGUUAUAGGCUCUCAAGAAAAUGUUUGAGACAACAGUUUACAUUAUGGAUGAAGUGAUUUGUUCUGAAGGCUGUUGAAGGCUGUUGUGACAGGGCAUGGUCCCAUACCUGUCUCUUUUCUAACUUGGAGACCGUCUUCUGGUCAAAACACCUUGGGUAAUUAAUUUACACUGUUCUUUCCCACCACCUUUACGGACGUGCAGUUCUGUAUUUACAAUCGCUUACUAACCUUAAGGACACAGAAGUUAUCUUCCCCCUGAGACAUUGCUCCUGGCUCUGACUCUGAAAAGCCUACCAGUCUCUUUCUUCCCCUCAAGUACUUUCUCCCUGUGCCUUUCUACUUUUAGGGCUAAUUGGCUUAAUUAGCCUUGUAGCUCUCUCCAUUCCAUCCACAACCUAUUGAUUAGGCACAGCUUUGCCCCUCGGGUAUACUCUGGGGUGAUUUAAUUGGUGCUCCAGUGAUCAGAAUGCUGGUACAGCUGCUGUUCCCCAGCCUUUGUCACAGUUGUAAACGAAGGGAGAAGUUAAAUGAACCAUAUGAACUUGUUUGUGAAGACGGUGUCUAGUUGAGUACCCCAGAGAACUCUAUCGUGUCUGGGUUUACUUAUGUAUUUAUUCAUGAUCUGUAAAAAUGAGUGAAUAACACAAUAAUGACAUGGGAAAGUGCUGGGAACAUCAUGAAGGACUCUGCAACCUAGAGAAUUUAGAAACAUCGACAGGAAAUAAGGUGAGAACCAAGCCGGACAAAAUGAAUCUGGGUGAAAAUAUUCUAAAACAAUGAGAUUUAAUAGUACAAAAGACAUUUUGGAGAUCAGCAAUUCUAAUAUAGGGUGAAAAUGGACAGAAUAGUAUAGCAGACAAUAGCUAAUUUAGAUUUAUUUAAGCAGAAAUAGCUUGUCACAGAGCAGGAUGCCAUACCUAGAAUUCUGCAUUCUGUUCUGGGCAUCUCCAUAUGAAAAACAUGUAGGAUAUACUCAAAUCUGAGGAUAUUCAGAGGAGGAAUAAAAGUAGUGAUUAAGGGCAAGAUCGAUUCAUUAAUGAAGUAUGAGGGAAGCUAAAAAGAAGGGAGUAGGUAUAGGCUAUGGUUGCUAACUAAUGUCAAAAUAAGAGAUUUUGGAGAGCAUGAAACAGUCUACAAAUAUUGGGAGAUGUAAACACAAAGGACAGAGAAAGAGAUUGUUCUGGAUAAUCCAGAAUAUAAUUUGUAUAGAUAUAAUGGUAUAGAAUUAAGAAAAAUUUGCAUUAGACACUACAAACAUUUUACAACAGUGAGUGACUAUUCAAUAGCUUCCCAAAGGAACUGGUGAGAAUGCAAUCACUUAAAUUAUUUAAAAAUGGAAAGGACAAGUGGAUUUAGGGUCUGAUACAGCAAGAGGCUGAGCGCCCUCAGAUCCUAUUAAUGUCACAGAUACUCAGCAAUUUAAAGAAGUUGCUCAGCAAAUUGCAGGAGGAAACCAAGUGUGCAGAACAGGCCUGUACUGGUCCUAAAUGGAUCUAGGAAUAAUGCCUUGGUUUGUAUUAAUGAAAAUGAACACACAUUACGCCAAGGAUAAAAGAAUACAGAACUAAAAAUAAUAUUGCUACCACAACCAUAAACUCUUGUUCUAAGUGCUACAGACAGUUGGAGCUGAAGAUUACUUUUCUAUGUAUUAGUCAAUAUCUGUUAGCGGUAGUGAAUACAGGUGAUCCCUUUCCAUGAUUUCUUAUUAUCAAAUAGCGUUAAUGAAACCUAAAAAUCAAAGGCAGAAAAGACCUUGAAUGACAAGGCCAUCCUGUCCAUUGUCCCUUUCACACUUACACAUAUCCCUCGGACUAUUGAAUUGCUCCCAAGAGUAGGAUUUUUCAAGUCCAUUUUUAAGAGGAUGCAUGGGAAUGUUUUUUCCAGCCUCAAUUUUUUUUAUCCUGUAUCCUUUUGACUGUCUCCUCCAAGCCUCUUAUAACCUGAAUCUAUCUAGUAACGAUAGCCCCUCAUUCCUCUGUAGAUGGGUGGCACUUUGGAGAACAAAAUACUGUAUAUAGAAUUACUAUGAUUAUUUAUUAUUUGUAUGAAAGUUCAGCCUAGAGGCUCCGACCAAGAUCAGGGAAGUAUUGUACUAGAUAAUGUACGAAAACAUAGUGAGAGACAGUCCCAGCUCUGAAAAGUUUGCAAUCUAAACCACUGUAUAAAAUAUUAAAGGGGGUUAGGUUGUUCCAUUUUAACAUCAGUUUCUGUGAGGCUCAGAGGUAGCCAAAAUAUAUUUUAAUUGUUCAUGUUUAAAUAGAGGGCAGAUAACAGAAAAAAAAGAUAAGAUGCAUGUGCUGCACUGAUGUCCUACAUUACGCCAUUUCCUCUCGCAUUUCUGUUCCUCCUGAUACAGAUUAUUGUAAUGUAGUUAUUUAAACCAAUCAUUGCAAUGUCUUGAGAUUUCUUACCUGUUGUGAUUUAAGUCUCAUAGAUCAAUUAGUUGUUCAUUAAAUGUCAUCUCAAAGAAGAGCUCUGUGUAGCUCGAAAGCUUGUGUCUCGCACCAAUGGGAGUUAGUCCAGUCAAAGAUAUUACCUCACCCACCUUGUUUCUCUGAUAUCCUGGAACAGAAGCAUCUGCAACUACUCUGCAUAUUAUCCACCAUCAUCCACUAAAGCAGAGUCUACGGUUUCCACACUUACAGUCCUCCAGGAAUGAGUGAGCAGGAAGUGACUUACACAGAACUGAAACUUCACACUCCUUCUGAGCAGCAGAGGAGUCAAAGACCUAGGAACUCUGGGAGCAAAGACCCAUCAGUUCCAGCUCCUCCCUGGCGGAUCAUUGCAGUGAUUCUGGGGAUCCUCUGCUUGGUAUCACUGGGAGCAGCAGUGGCCUUGGCUACCAAAGGUCACUUCUCUCCAGGCUGCCCUGAUCAGUGGGUGGCUUACAGACACAGCUGUUACUUUUUCUCCAGGACAAAAAAGGAUUGGCAUUCAAGCCAGGAAUCCUGUUCUGCAAAGGGAUCACAUCUACUGGUGAUCAGUGACGCCCAGGAGAUGGACCUGUUUGCGGUGUUCCACACAGAAGCCCACUGGAUUGGAUUGAGGAACAGCACUGGCUCUGGGUGGGCCUGGGAAGAUGGCUCAGGAGUCAGUGAUACGAAGGUAAUCUCUAACAGCCCUGUGCAGCGCUGUGUCGUCCUGUUGAAUGGUUCUCUCCAGGCUUCCAGCUGUGAAAUUCCCUCACCAUGGAUAUGUGAGAAAGACCUGAACUAAUCUCCUGCUACUCUUUCCUAGAAAAUGUCCAUUGUUCAUGCUUGCAGGAUCCUGAUCACCCAGCAAGGACACAGCUAAAGCUUCUUCACAGUUAGAAAAAAUCUGCUGGUACUUCAUAGGGGUUAUUAGCCGGGAUUGCCAUGAUUCCAGAAAUCAUAUAGGUAUCUGAAUCGAAUUGUACCUGAGCCCCUAGAAAGAGCAGCAUUGUUUUGGUGUACAAGAAGGCAAAUUCCUCAUAAAUGAAAAUGUUGCUGAUGUUUGUAUUCCUGCUCUUUAACAUGAUUGUAUUGUAAGACUACUGGAAAUAGGAAAAAAAGUAAAAGCUGAUUUUAUGAUA